Molecule: messenger RNA, 1119 nt
Organism: Bicyclus anynana (squinting bush brown)
Lineage: Eukaryota; Metazoa; Arthropoda; Insecta; Lepidoptera; Nymphalidae
Product: solute carrier family 35 member F1
Exons: 4
Coding region: 78-836 (252 amino acids)
Biological process (GO): transmembrane transport
Cellular component (GO): membrane
Molecular function (GO): transmembrane transporter activity
Source: RefSeq, a predicted model, not a curated record
GCGCAGCACUUGUGGGCGGCGCGUGGCGGGGGCAGAGGCUGGGCGUGGCGCACGUGGCAGGCGCUACGCUGGGCCUGAUGGCCGUGGUCUGUGUAGUGUGGGCAGAUGUCGAGGGCGCUCCCACUGAUGGUAAAAACCAACUUGUAGGAGACAUGCUAUGUCUCGGAGGAUCACUGUUGUAUGCAGUUGUCACAGUGCUCCAAGAAAUAAUGCUCAAGACACACUCGUGUGCUGAAUAUUUGGCGUUCCUCGGCUUUAUUGGCAGCAUUUUAUCAGCGACUCAGACAUUUUUCCUAGAUUUCGAAGAGCUGUUGACAUUUAACUGGUACGAGUUUGAUUCGAUAGCUCAACUGGGAAGCUACUGCGGCGUGCAGACAGUGUUCCAGAUUCUACAGAGUUUCAUGCUGAGAGAGGCUGGCUCUAUUAUAUUACAUCUAUCGUUUCUGUCUGCCGACUAUUACACAUUGAUUGCUGGGAUGUACAUCUUUCAGUUUAAGUUCCACGCACUGUACUUCCUGUCGUUCGUGCUGGCGCUGGUGGGCGUGUUUCUCUUCAGCGCGCGCUCCACCGCGCCGCCCGCGCGCGCCGCGCUGCCGCAGCUCGUCCACGACUCCGUGCAGUCGCAGGACAACGUCUCCAUGGAGUACACAGUACCAACGUUGGACUGCAUACCGCUGUCCGAAGGCCUCGAGCCGCCCAUGAGUAGAGACACCACGUUCACGUCAUUCCUCGGCGGACCGCAGACCAACGUUUCCGGACUGCCCAACGGUACGAUCACGUUUGGUCACCCUAACGGUAUAACUAACGAUAACGAAAAAGAUACAGCUCAAGACUAGAAUACGUUAUCAUCUCUUAGCAACAUUUUACUAAAACGUUUCAUAUAAAAGUAUUAUAGUGCACAAUUGUGUGCGACAACACAGGUGCACUGUCUACGCUAUUUAUUUAUUGGUGACUUUGAAUGACGGGAGUGUACCAAUAUCUCUGAUAUUUCAGAAUCUGAUACUCAUGAGAAUUUCUUUUCUUUCCUCUAAUAAGUCUUGUUCUAUUUAUCAUACACGGGAAUCGAAACAAGGACCCGAUUGUUAUUGACUAAAUACACGCUGGACUAAUUAUUAUAAU